Molecule: messenger RNA, 393 nt
Organism: Dinoponera quadriceps
Lineage: Eukaryota; Metazoa; Arthropoda; Insecta; Hymenoptera; Formicidae
Product: insulin-like growth factor 2 mRNA-binding protein 3-A
Exons: 4
Coding region: 1-393 (130 amino acids)
Molecular function (GO): RNA binding
Source: RefSeq, a predicted model, not a curated record
AUGUCGAAGCUCUAUGUGGGCAAUCUGCCGUCAGAUUGCAACGAGAGCACCCUCAGGCAGCUCUUCCAGGAGCACAGCCUGGCGUGCACCACGAUCCUGGUGAAGCGCGGCGGCUACGCCUUCGUCGAUUGCGCCGAUCAGUCCACGGCCGAUCGGGCGAUCGACAAGCUGAACGGAUACACUUACCUCGGAUCUUCGCUCGUGGUGGAGCCGUCAGUGGCCAGCGGAGCCAAGAAACGGGGUAGCGGCACCGCCCUACCAGAAUCUCCGGUCGACCAGGUCGGCAACGGAUGGAGUGCGCAAAGAAAACAACACAAUGGCCGACAUGCACAUUAUCUGUACGCCUUCGAUAAAAAUCCACGCAAGAAGCAACCAUUCCACGUCCCGAAAUAA